UUUGACAGUAAUUUUCUAUAUUUCUGACGUUUCUUUUUCAGUAUAAGCGUCCAUUUUGUAGUUUCCCAUGCAAAACGUGAAUAUAUUGUUUCCGUUAAAGUUUUUUAAAUACUGCGUUGUACUUAAUAAAUAUUAUAAUAAAAAAAAGCAAAUUUAACAACAAUUUAUUUAUAUUAAAUGUCUUUUUGUAUAUGAUUUAUUUGUAUCAUAAUGUCGGACAAUAUUGUUUCUAAGUGUGUACAUAUAUCAGUGUGACGGUAAUUUUUGUUAGAGACUAUCUAUUUGAUAAUUAUAUUAAAUAUGGAGUUUGCACAACCACCCCCGAAUCUAGCAAUGCCACCUCCUAAUUUAACCGUACCUCCGAUGAUGGGUGGAUUUAAUAAUAAUAAUCGACCGCAGUUUCGCCCUUUUAUGAAUUUACAUAAACCUUUACCGGGUCCUUUAGGUAAUAUGACCUUAGAGGAUUUUGAUGGGAAACGUUUAAGAAAAUCCGUUAUGAGAAAAACCGUAGAUUAUAAUUCAGCUAUUAUUAAAGAAUUAGAAAAUCGAGUUUGGCAACGUGAUAGCAGAGAUAGAAGAGCCCUUCAACCUGAUCCUAUGUAUUAUCCCGAUUUAAUGCCUCCUCCUAGUUAUCCCGAUAACCCUAUUAAUUGUGUUACUACUAGAUUUGUUAAAACUGCUACUAAUAAGAUGCGAUGUCCUAUUUUUUGUAUGGCGUGGACUCCGGAAGGUAGAAGACUCGUCACUGGCGCUAGUUCUGGUGAAUUUACUCUAUGGAAUGGAUUGACGUUCAAUUUUGAAACGAUUUUACAGGCGCACGAUAGUCCGGUGAGAACGAUGGUGUGGAGCCACAACGACAGUUGGAUGAUAACCGGUGAUCACGCGGGGUACGUCAAAUAUUGGCAGUCGAAUAUGAACAACGUGAAAAUGUUUCAAGCGCACAAAGAAGCCCUACGUGGAAUAAGCUUCAGCUCAUCGGACAACAAAUUCGUUACGUGUUCGGAUGACGGUACGUUGCGUAUAUGGGACUUUUUCCGCUAUCAAGAAGAAAGGGUUCUACGAGGUCACGGGGCUGACGUCAAAUGCGUCCAUUGGCAUCCGCAAAAAGGUCUCAUCAUAUCCGGUAGCAAAGAUAACCAACAACCGAUAAAAUUAUGGGAUCCGAAAACCGGUCAAUCGCUGGCAACAUUACAUGCGCACAAAUCUACGGUGAUGGAUUUGAAAUGGAACGAAAACGGUAAUUGGUUGAUAACCGCGUCUAGGGAUCAUUUAUUGAAAUUGUUCGACUUACGUAACCUUAGCCAGGAAGUGCAAACGUUCAGGGGACAUAAAAAGGAAGCUUCCAGUGUCGCUUGGCAUCCUGUACACGAAGGAUUAUUCUGUAGCGGAGGAUCGGACGGCGCCAUCAUGUUUUGGCACGUCGGAGCGGAUAAGGAAGUUGGCGCCAUAGAACAAGCUCACGAUAGUAUAGUAUGGACGUUAGCGUGGCAUCCCUUAGGGCAUAUAUUAUGUUCCGGUUCCAACGAUCACACCAGCAAAUUCUGGACGAGGAACCGACCGGGUGAUCAGAUGAGGGAUAAAUAUAAUUUGAAUACACUUCCUGCGGGAAUAGCCGGAUUAGAAGAUAUCGAUAUGGGAGAUGAACCUACUUCCAUAAUACCGGGUAUGGGGCCGGAAGAUAAAGUCGACAUAACCUCAAUUUUGGUAGACGAUACUCAAGCUAUACCCGGUUUGGAUUUGGACGGCGUUAUCAACGAAGAGAAACCCAAACCGAAGAAGGUGCCUUUCAGUAAGCCGAUUCCCCGUAAUUUCCAAGCCCAAUGGAACGAAACCACCGGUGAGAAAUCGAUUUUAGGUUUUUAUAGUCGACGAUUCGAAAUGUUUUUUUUUUGUUUUUCAGAUGAUCCGACCGGGGCUCUUAACGAAGUUAUCAGUCAACUCGUGGAAAAUACGCCGGGAGUGGUACCCUUGCAACAGAUAGCUCCUAACGCCAUUAUCAUAUACGGGAAAUUGAUACCGGUUGAACCCGGUUCCAAAUUGGAACAAGCGAUUUCCGAGGGUCCGGACGCCCUUCAAAAAUUCAUCGAUUCCGGCGAAAUCGAAGAACUUCACGACGUCAUGCCGAUCAUCGACGAAGCGUAUCUGAACGACGAUUACGACGGCGAUACGAAAAAAGAAGAAGAAUCGAAUCCGCCGACGAACAUAGCGGAUAACGACACGAGGAACAAUAUGGGCGAUAUCGAUUUCAGAAACGAUACGGAUUUCAGGAAUUCCUCGUCGGGUCGAAGGGAUUUCGAUAUGAGGAAUCGACAGCUCGAUGAAGAUUUCCGGUUCCGGAACGAAGACGAAGAUUUCAGGAACGCGCCGUUCGGACGAGACGAUAACAGUUUUUCGGAUAAUUUCUACGACGACGGUCCCUCGAAUACAGGAAAUUGGCAACGAAACGGCAACUUCGGAAGAGAUUUCCGACAUGGCGGUCCCCGUCCCAGAUCCCCCUUCCGCCCCAGAUCGCCACCUGGCGGUCACAGACCCAGAUCUCCGUUGGGAGGCCCCCGGAUUCGAUCGCCAUUAAACAGUUCGCGCACCAGAUCCCCUCUAGGGGGUCCCCGAACUAAACCGCCGUUCAAUUCGAACUUCAGAAACAACGAUUUCAGAAAUUUCGACGAUCCGAGGAACUUCGCCCCGAACGACGCCCCCAGGACCUACGACGGCGCCGAUUGGAACGACGAAGAAUCCUUCGACGACAACUGGGAAAAUCGCAGCGAGGACAAUUGGAACGACGCGGAAGGAGACAGAUGGAACGAACAAGAAGAAGACAAUUGGCAAAGCGCGCCCGGUUUCAACAGAAGGGGCGGUCGGAGAGACAACAGAGGCGGAAGGGGCGGGAAAAUCAGGGGUAGCAGAAGAGGCGGGGGGAUAAUUAGAGGCAAGAGAAGAGGUUCGAGGGGACCGCGCGGCGGUAUCAGGAACCUCGGCGGAAAUACUAGAGGUGGACGAUACAAUUAACGUUUCGAAAAUAUGGAAUUUAUCGGUAAUUAAAAAAGUUAAUCUAUUUUGAGCUUAGUUUACAGAUAAAAUCACCGAAAUCAUGAAAUUUUUUUUUCACUCCGUCCUAUCUCAACUGUCAUAAUUGUCACUUGUCACAUUUAUUAGACGUAUGUGAAAUCGACGCUAAUUCUAAGCUAAUUUACGUUAAUUUUUUUUAAUUGCUGAUCGAAGUGAUGUUCUUUUGACCGAUUUGUGAUAAAAACCCUUUUUUUUCGUUUUUAUUCAUUUAGCGUCGAAUCGAUGUGAACGGGAAAAGUGCCGGUGGAACCGCGUAUUUGCUCUGGAACACCCUGUAUAUUUAAAUCGAUGCGUAUAGAUUGUACUUCUUUUUUUUUUGUAAAAUAAAGUGAAAAUCGAUGA
This is a messenger RNA of Diorhabda carinulata, 3408 nucleotides long. It is a transcript of the gene Wdr33, whose product is annotated as pre-mRNA 3' end processing protein WDR33. The record is from RefSeq and is a predicted model, not a curated record. Lineage: Eukaryota; Metazoa; Arthropoda; Insecta; Coleoptera; Chrysomelidae. Bases 301 to 3006 code for a protein of 901 amino acids. Gene Ontology annotation, cellular component: mRNA cleavage and polyadenylation specificity factor complex. The transcript has 11 exons. Gene Ontology annotation, molecular function: protein binding.